AUGUUUGAGUUUUAUGAAUGUUCGAAAAGUUACUAAGUUGUGUAGUGCAUGAAAUACUUUGUGAAUGAUUUGGAAAGGUAAUUUGUGUCAGUGUUUGUCUUCAUCAUGGACAAGUUGAAGCCAAUCAUCCUUGAUGACUCAGUGGAGUAUCGAGUCUACUUUGCAAAUAGCCCAGUAGACGAGGACUUCGCUUUGGCCACGCUUUCAUCCUUGUCAUCUAAACUGAAACAAUUGUCAUCUGGUUGGCUGUGGCACUGCGAGGAAUUCAGCUUGGAAUUGGUGAAGGCGAAAGUAUCGGAGGACGAGCGGAGCUCUAUACCCGCGCACCUCUACGGCGUAACUCACUUUGGUGAUAAUUUAGACGAUGAAUGGCUGAUCGUGUACAUGCUAUUGGAGGCGUCCAAGACCUUCACAGACCUAGUAGUAUCGAUUGAAGAUAGUGAUGGACAGUUCCUACUGAUUGAGACUGCCAAUGCACUACCGCGCUGGUUGACCCCAGAGCGUGCUGAAAAUCGUAUCUUUCUGCACAAAGGCCAGUUGCACAUCAUCCCAGAAGCUCGCCAUCCAGGUGAGGUUGGUGUAUAUCCAGUCGGAACGCCGAGAAUUUCUGAGGCUAUCCAACUGAUCAGUAACGGCACCUUUUCCACGGAAGCAGAUGCGGCUGUGCAGGACUUGCUGAGUGCAAAACUGGCGAUUUUCCCGGAUCACAUACACAAGUCCCGGCACAUCGCCCAGUGUGUUUUGCCCGUAUCCGCAGCCCAUGUGUUAACGCACGAUCCUACCUUGGUUGCAUCCGCUGUGCAGACAUUCUAUGGUCGGGAUCCACUGCAGAUGCGUUCGUGCCGCAACAUGAAGCACUUUGCCCCAGGGCGACCUGAGGACAACCUCUGUGUGAACACGGCAUUCACAAAGUGCCUCUAUGCGCAGCUGAGGCAGCAGCGGUACCGGCCCGGUGUGAAGUCGGGCUGGCAGAUGCCACCGCCGUCAGAUCCGCAGUUUGUCAGCCAUGACCUGGGUAUGAAGCUGUCGUAUGGCUUGGAGAUCCUGCGCAAGCAAGCACCAAAGUCUGCAGGUGAGACUAGCAAUACUGCCGAGCAGGAUAUCAGUGAUCAGUGUAUUGGACCUCGCUGGGACAAGUUCCUGUCAAGCUUGCAGGCCCGUGACUACUUCCGCGGAGAGAUGGAAGGUUCCAAGGAGCACCAGCGACUGACAGCAGAGGCAAAGCAGUACUAUUCAUCUCAGCUAGCCAGGGAAGAUGCUCCAUCAACUGAGGUUGUGCGGAGGAGUACUGAAGUUGGCCGAAGGGUACAACAUAUUCUCGACAAUGUCCCGAUGGAUGUAGAGAAGCUGCGACAAGCCUGUGCCCAUGUCAAGCCAGCAGAUAGUGAAGAUUGGAUGUCAAUUGAUCAGCAAGAACUCGACAAGCUGUUGCAGCAGUAUCACUUUGGCUCGGAUCCCAGUGCUGCGUCCCCCGCUGCCGCCGCAGACUCUGCAGCUCACCAUCCAUCACAAGCUGGACAACGGUAUCAGCCAUCAGUCGAACCCGGCGAGGAGCAGUUGAAGACCUUGAUCGACAGCAUGAAGCAGUUUGUAUCUGGUGUAGCUGGCCCCGAAGGCGCUGAGUUUCCAACCUCUAGCACUGGAGCUGUGAACUUUACUGCCGAUGGUUUCGCCUCGGCCAUAUCCAGUUUACUGGGCGGUAACCAUGACAAAGAUGGCAGCGACAGUGACUGUGAUCUGGCAGAUGAUUUGGAUAUUGGUGACUUCGAUGAUGAUGAUGACGAUGAAUUUGAGGAAGGUAGCGAAGCAAGUGAGAUGAAAUCUUAUGUUGAUGAGAUGGACCAUCAGCUUGCACAGACUGACCUUGGUGGCAGUUUUGAGCGCGCUCAAGCACAUGCUAGUGCUGGUGGGUCCUCUGAUCUUCCGCCAGUCGACAUCGACAUGAACUUGGUCAAGAACCUACUAGCAUCGUACAGCGCUCAGGACGGACUGGCUGGUCCUGCUGGCAAUAUUCUGCAUGGUAUGGGACUGCAGAUGCCUCAGCGCGAUCCGUCAUCAUCUACGUGAUUUAUGGGAUAUGAUUCUUGGUGUGACCAUGACAUACUUUAGUUGUUUUUUCAGACUUGGGGCAUGUUCGAUUGGUUGCAUCUGGAUCCAGAUCGAUUGAGUGGAUCCUUUGGAUCCACCAAGGUCCAAUAAAACGCCGCCGUUGAUUGAAUCUGGAAUUAUUUGAGUGAUUUUUGAGGGUUUCCAUGAGAGAAAGCAACGAUUUCCACAUCAUCACUUUUGUUCCUAUCAUUUGUACACGUACAGGGUACGAUUUUUGGCAAAAAAAGGAUCCUUUGGAUCCGGUCAAACUUGCUCCCCGCAGCCCGAGGUGGGUUGAUCGGAUCCCAAUCCAACAGAUCUGAAUCCGGAACCUACCAAUCGAACAUGCCCUUGAUCUACUCUCCGUUUCAUGAUUUCUUCAUGCCGUUCUCUUGGGAUUCCUUGCUUGCUGCACAAAUGGUUAUAAUUGUAGGUUCAAGUUUCAUUUUCUCAUCAAGGGCUGCUGGUUCAGCCUACUUCACAAUACGCACAGUCAUAUUAUUGCAUCUUGCUCAUAUAUUGGCCGUUAGGUUUCGAAUUACAAGACACACAG
Sycon ciliatum is the source of this 2641-nucleotide messenger RNA. Its product is annotated as protein ecdysoneless homolog. The record is from RefSeq and is a predicted model, not a curated record. NCBI's taxonomy places the organism in Eukaryota, Metazoa, Porifera, Calcarea, Leucosolenida, Sycettidae. The transcript has a single exon. The coding region runs from base 106 to 2067 and encodes 653 amino acids. Gene Ontology annotation, cellular component: nucleus.